AUGCUUAGCCAUCUUCGCCGAGGACAGAAUAAUGAGUUCAAUGAAACUUCAAAGCCUAUGAAUGGUAAUGCAGAACGUUGGAAAUCAUCAGACCGUGUUAAUUCAUCUUUUUUAUCAAGUAAUUUAUUAUCUGAUGCUUAUACACCACGUUCAAAUUCAACUGCAUACAAUCCUGAUUUAUCACGAGCACUUCGUUUCGAUGCUUAUUUAUUAGCUAUUGUACGAAUUGAAGAUAGACGAAAUAAUUUUUAUUCGGCUGAAGUUGUUAGUAAAUUACGUCAAAAGGAACAAACACGAAGUUUUAUUAAUAAACCAUGUUCAUUAUUUAUUACUGAUCGUGCACUUGUUAUAUUUGAUCGAGCAUCACAAGUGAUAGCAGAAUCUAUUCCACUUGAAAAUGUUGAUCCAACAUGUGUACAUGCUGAUGUACCUGAUACACUUAAUGAUAUAUUUAUGUAUCGUUUUAUUGAUCGACAAUUAACACCAGUAGUAAGUCAUGGUAGUGGUGCGAAUAGCAGUGAUUCAUCAUCUGUUAUUGUAUUUAAAUGUUCAAAUAAUGAAGCAAAAAUGCUUGUUGAUAGUAUUCGAACUUCUACUGGUAAACCAUUAAAAAAUAUGAAAAGUACUUACAUAGAUGCACGUAGUGUAAUUGAACAUCGUCCUACGGAUAUUUAUUAUCCUAUUGCACCUAGUUCAACGCAACCAAUGAGAAUGGAACCAGUACAAAUACAUAAUUAUCCUGUUGCAACUAAUUCAACACAACCAAUGAGAAUGGAACCAGCACAAAUACAUAAUUAUCCUGUUGCAACUAAUCCAACACAACCAAUGAGAAUGGAAUCAGCACAAACAACUAAAGAUACAUCAUAUAUAGUGAAUAAUCAACAAACACGAACUGUAACUCAACAAUCAACAUUAGCUGCAGCAGAUUAUUAUAAACGUUUAACAGAAGAAUUAAAUAAAUGUUUUGAUGAUAUUGAAUUAUUUGUACGUUAUCUUGAAGCAUUAAUGGAAUAUACCAAAGAAUUAGAACGUGAUCAUCGACGAAAAGAUAAAAAAUCAGCUACUGGUUUAAAACAAAUGGUUGAAAAACUUCCAGAUGAUCAAUAUUUUAUUGAUGUAUUACAAAAAUUUAAACAUUCAUUUAAUUUAUUAGGUGAACUUAAACAUAUAAUACAUAAUCCAAAUGCACCUGAAUUAAUACAUUAUUUAUUAUCACCAUUACAAUUUAUUUUAUAUACAUUACGUACAAAACAUGUUAAUCAAUUAAAAAUUGCACAAGAUAUAUGGGUACCAGGAUUAACCAAAGAAGCAAAAGAAUUAUUAUUAAAUUGUUUAACAUCCAAAGAACAUGAUAUUUUACGUAAUCUUGGUCCAGCAUGGGUUCGAACAGCUGAUGAAUCAGUAACAAAAUUUUCUGAUUAUCGACCAAUAUUUUUCGAAGGUCAGGCUGCAUGGGUUCAAAAUACAUCAAUUGAACGUUCUCAACCAACACCCUUACAACCAACACAUAAUACUGAUCUAGCAAGAGUUACUCAUCCUUUUACUGUAUUCGAUGAACGACAACAAUUCACUACGAGUUCUGCUCGCCCAUCGAAUCAGAAUAAUAAUAAUAAUGGUUUAUCAUCAAACUAUAAUACAAAAAUAGUUCAACAACCUUCACCAGCUGUUGGACAUUUUGAUACAUCAACUGUUGAUCGUUCAACUAAAAAUACUAUGUUAGAAAAUUAUAAUUCUCAAAUGCAAAAUGAACAUGCUUGGGCUAUUGAUCGAAAACGAGCUGGAGCCAAAAUUUGUGCUGUAAAAGUUGAUCGUAAGGGACAGAAUAAUAAAGAAUUAAGUGUACGUCGUGGUGAAUUAAUUGAAAUUGAAGAUAGUUCAAAGAAAUGGUGGCGUGCAAGAAAUUUUCAUGGUGAUGUUGGUCAUGUACCAAAUAAUAUUGUCGAAGAAAUUGAAAUAGAACAUCGACCACUUAAAAUAUCACCAUCAAUUCCAUCUGGUACAAAUUUACAUCAUUCAUUAACAACUAUAAAUAGUCGUUUACGUAAUAAUUAA
This is a messenger RNA of Rotaria sordida, 2052 nucleotides long. The record is from the annotation of a GenBank genome assembly. NCBI's taxonomy places the organism in Eukaryota, Metazoa, Rotifera, Eurotatoria, Philodinida, Philodinidae.